Messenger RNA from Chanos chanos (milkfish), 1761 nucleotides. It is a transcript of the gene klhl34, whose product is annotated as kelch-like family member 34. Bases 1 to 1761 code for a protein of 586 amino acids. Gene Ontology annotation, molecular function: protein binding. The record is from RefSeq and is a predicted model, not a curated record. The transcript has a single exon. Lineage: Eukaryota; Metazoa; Chordata; Actinopteri; Gonorynchiformes; Chanidae.
AUGAGCUACUUCUUGGUGCAUAACAGGUCUCACGGUGAUGGAGUGCUGUCUCAGUACCAGCGCUUGCGUUUGGAUCGUCGGAUGUGUGACGUGGUUCUGGAAGCUGAGGGUCUUCAGUUCCCAGCUCACCGUACUCUGCUGGCCUGCUCCAGUGACUACUUUUGGUCCAUGUUCCAGGAGCACAAUCUAGAAUCUGGGGAGCAUACAAUUAGCCUGCCAGCCCUUUCCUCCAGUGGACUGGAGCAAGUGCUGGACUUUAUCUACACCUCAUGGAUUUCACUGUGUCCAUCCACACUGGAGGACACCUUGGAGGCUGCCUGCUACCUGCAGGUAACUCACGCUGUGGAUCUUUGCAUGCAGUACAUGUCAGAUAAUCUCAAUCUGGAAAACUGCUGUUUUUUUGCCAAUGUGGCCGCCCGCUAUGGCCUCUCUGAUGCUCUGACGGCUGCUAACCGCUACAUUUCAAAGAACUUGGGUCAGCUGCUAAGAACAGAAGGUGACAAGGCUGGGCUAAUGGAGCUUAACCUGGACACUCUUCAGGGAGUGCUGGGAGCUGAGGACAUCCCAGGGGUAAAGGAGGUGACCCUGCUACAGCUAGCUCUGGACUGGCUGGAACAUAACCCACUGCCAGCCCUGUGCAGUAACUCUCUACUGAGCCGUAUUCGUUUUGGACUUGUGCCUCCAGAAGAGCUGUCUCGCCUGAUCUCGAAGCCUGCCCUAUGCACGCCCUUCAUCCGUAGUCUGGUGCUGAAAGCCUUGCAGUACCACGGACAGGGUCCACUCCAACCCCUGCUGCAGAACAACCACACCAGCUUGCGCUCCACCACCAGUCGAGUCUUGCUGGUGGGGGGAGGAGCCGAGGCAGACCGACCCAACCAACUGAUCCAGACUUUUGACAUGCGCAGCAGGAAGAUCCGCCCCCUGUCUACUGCGUUGCCCAACAAGCUUCAGUAUCAAGGGGUUUGUGUGGUGGGCAACUUCCUGUUUGUGCUGGGUGGGGAGGUGGUGGAGGUGGAUACGCACAAUGGGAAGACAGCAGUUAUGACAGUUACUGACCAGGUAUGGCGUUACGACCCCCGCUUUAACCAAUGGGAGGAGAUGGAACCACUGCUCCAAAAAAGGGCACAGUUAGCCUGCUGCGUGGUAGAUGGAGUGAUUUAUGCUGUCGGGGGACGUGCCCAAAGAGGCGAUCCCGCCUUGUGCUCAGUGGAAAGAUACAACAUGAGGGCAGGGUGCUGGCGAAGUGGUGUGUCUCUACCCAACGCCAUACACGGGCAUGCCUGCGCCACAAUGGGGACGGGCAUUUACAUCUCUGGAGGUAGGCUUGGAGAUCAGACAGAGAACAGUAAGGAAAUGUUCUAUCUAAACAGCUUUAAAGGCGAAGCUUGGGAGAAGCAGGCCCCCAUGUCCAUUGCCCGUUUUGGUCACCAAAUGGCCACAGUUGGCGAAUGUAUCUACUCCUUCCUGGGGAUGUAUGAACCAUUCUGUGACAUUGAACGUUAUGACCCCAAACAAAACCAGUGGACACGCCUGAGGCCUCUUCUCAACGAUCGAUUCUGCUACGGCCUGAUAGCCACCGGGGCAGGAAGGGUGCUAAUGUUUGGUGGAAGAAAGUGGCAGGACGGUCAGGAAGUGAGCACUUCCAACGUGCUGGAGUACGAUCCUGAAUACGACAACUGGAGGGAAUUGUGUAAACUCCCCACACCUCUAUGUGACACACACUGUGUUCUCAUGACUGUUCAAGAUCCAACAGAGACGUAG